UCGCUAUAUGUGUACUAGUAGCAUUUUGUACUUCCAUGUGCUGGUAAAUGCACUGAAGAUAGCAUGUACCUACUAUAGGAGGUACACGCACCAACUCAUCUUCUAACUAGCGCGUUUUAGAGUUAUGGCUGCAUACCUGUACGGAUUAUGUAGGUACAAGAGCCUUACGAAACGUACCGUGGGGCUGCUGGAUAACGGACGAUGGCCCCCAGAAGAGCCGCUAUGAACAAUGAAAGUUCACACUAUUUACGCCAGCAUCUAGAAACACACCACUUAAAGCACGGCAACCCUUCUAGUCGCUUUGAUCGUCGCCGCGCUUCACGAUAUAGCGGAUACUUGGAUGCUUUGCAGGGGGAACGUCCCUUCGCAUUGACUUCUCCUUGACCGGGAGCUCUCGAUCCUUAUGUACAAUACCAAUAUACGUUCGCUUGCUUAGCUCUGAUGUAUUUCUUCGCUUGACGAGGCACGAUGGGAAUCGGCACGACGUUUCCUUAUUUUGAAGGACAGCAAAGCCCGGAAUACGAUAUACAAUGGAGAACACACCUCCAGCUCACAUGCAAACCCAGAAUGCGUCAUCGCCCGAUAUAGCAACAGGAGGACGCAAAAGGAGUGGUUCUGGGGGGAGCAUCCUCUCCAAGUUCCCCUUUUUGCGCACAUCGGAUAGCAAAGCCGGUCUCAACGAAUCGCGCCAUGCCGAGAAUUUCCAAGACCCUUCUAGUAAACCGCCCCGCGCACUCGCUGCUACUUUCCAACAACAAAAGACUCGCAGGCGCAAAGGAUCGCUUCGGAAAGUUGCCCUGUUAGGUCGCGGCGCGGCGCGAGAAAAGCGGGAGCUCAAGCCUCUUGCUAUCGAUACAUCACAAACCACGCAGUCAAUCCCCGACCCAGGUACCACUCCCAAGCCUCAAAUCAUGGCGGCAGACGAGAGUCUCGGCUUAGGGAUCUCUGACCUAACACCGCGACCAUCUAUGGAUGGCUAUGCUACGAGAGAUAACCUCUCGAUAUCUUCGCUACAAUCUCUCGAUAACGAAUCACACCUCACGAGCCCUACCAUAUCGUAUACUUCUACCACAGACGAAGAGGAUAUCCUUUCAAUACCUAUCCGCGUCCCCUCGCCUCUCCGUCCGGAACUCUCCCCAGCAUCGUCCGGCUCCGACUCCUACUUCCAAAACCGCGCGCCCUCUCUUCAACGGCGGCGCUCGAUCAAACAUGCAAAAUCGCCUUUAUCGCUCCAAGGCCUAACAGCCAGCCCGCUUCCCGCGGCGCACGAAAACCACGAUUACAGCGAGACGGAGUGGUGGGGAUGGGUCGUGCUGAUCGUGACGUGGUUCGUGUUUGUGAUAGGCAUGGGUUCCUGCCUGAACGUCUGGAGCUGGGCUUGGGAUGUAGGAACGACCCCAUACGCACCGCCGGAGCUCGAGGAUGACCCAACGCUGCCUAUAGUCGGGUACUACCCGGCGCUGAUUAUAUUGACUUGUAUCAUGGCUUGGGUAUGGGUCGUCGUGGCGUGGAUAGGCAUGAAAUACUUUAGACAUGCCAAAAUAAGCGGCGAUUGACCCUUUGAGCG
Daldinia loculata is the source of this 1567-nucleotide messenger RNA. RefSeq lists its product as uncharacterized. The coding region runs from base 531 to 1556 and encodes 341 amino acids. The transcript has a single exon. NCBI's taxonomy places the organism in Eukaryota, Fungi, Ascomycota, Sordariomycetes, Xylariales, Hypoxylaceae. The record is from RefSeq and is a predicted model, not a curated record.